This is a messenger RNA of Fomitopsis serialis, 1929 nucleotides long. RefSeq lists its product as uncharacterized. Lineage: Eukaryota; Fungi; Basidiomycota; Agaricomycetes; Polyporales; Fomitopsidaceae. The record is from RefSeq and is a predicted model, not a curated record. Bases 1 to 1929 code for a protein of 642 amino acids. The transcript has 4 exons.
AUGCGUUACAAAGAUGAAAACAUAUGCCUUAUUGGCGUGAUACCCGGGCCUGGAAAACCAUCAUUGGAGCAAAUCAAUCAUUUCCUGCGAUUGCUCGUUGACGACCUCCUGGAGUUUUGGUCCCCAGGAAUUUACUUCUCGCGUACUGCGUUGCAUCCGGAAGGCCGUUUCUCCUAUGGUUUCCUUAUCCCCCUUGUUAGCGAUCAGCUCGCUGCGCGCCAAGUGGCAGGUCUGCCGUCAUCGUCCGGGAACCACCUGUGCUCAUUCUGCUUCCUCACGAGGGACCAGAUAGAGGAACUUGAUGAGACGCAAUGGCCCGUCAGGGAUCUGGAUCUGCAUCGACAGCGGGCGAUGGAGUGGCGCGAUGCUCCGAGCGAGGCAGUCAGGGAAGCCAUUUUUCAGGCGGAAGGUUUGCGCUUUACCGAGUUGCUCCGGUUAUCGUAUUGGGACCCGAGGCGGUUCGUAGCCGUCGAUCCGAUGCAUGCACAUCUUCUGGGAGAUCUUGAGGACCUCCUGCGAGACGUUUGGGGCGCAGAUACGGAGCUACCAUCUGGGCUAGGGAAGCGGCCGCCUGGGUUCAAAGUACCAACCUGUCAAGACAAGGCAAAACCAGCGGUAUGGGCGAAAUGCAUGCAGACUUUAGGGAAAGGCAGCGUUGAACAGCUGGCGCGCCUGAAUUGGCCAUCGUUGUGGCGUAUGUGCUAUGACAGAGAUUUACGUCGAGCCGGAACGAAACUGAUGUUGGCUAGACACCUUGUUAAAUGGGUUCGUGGCGACCACAAAGCUGCAUUACUUAACGGAGAAGACCCAACAAACGUCGCCAGACCACAACCGUUUGUUCGACACAUAGCGAUUCCGGAUCUCCCCGUGUCUUUGACAGGACGACGGCAACCUGUGACCGAACAGGACGUCAAGGAUGCGGAGGAUGCGUUGCGUACAAGAAACAAUGUGUCUAUGUUGCGGCAUGGCCAACUCCUUGCGCUGUGCGCAAGGAGAGACAUCCGUGUUCUAAACGAGGGAGGCGCUCAAUCAAACAAGAAUGAGCUCAUAGAUAGACUCAACCAACAUUCUCAUUUGUACCGUACUUGUCAGCGAGACCGGAAUGGACUUCUAGACGCAGAUGGAAAUCUGGCGAAAGGCGGCGAAGAGCCCGCCACGGUGGUACUUGGGUCCGACGUGCUUUCUGAAAUCUGGAGCGAUCAAGAACGUUUAGUCCUUCCUUCACAUCUAGCACCUGGACCAGCCAAGUUCGGCUCCAAGACAGGCAAAUUAAAGGCGGACCAAUGGAGAGCAGUCGGUACCAUUCAUCUCGUCAUCACGCUACCUCGUCUCUGGGGCCACGAGACCGGCCGGAAGAAGCAGCUCCUCACCAACUUCAUGCACCUGGUUUGCGCGGUUCAGAUUGCUCGUAUGCAUUCCACGUCGGCACGUCUCGCUGACCUCUACCGUUACCACUAUAAGGCAUACGUAGCCGGAUUCAUUGACUUGUACAAGGAGGCAACAGUCAAACCAACUAAUCAUCUCGCAUUGCAUAUCGCCGACUUCCUCCCUGCCAUGGGCCCAACGCACUCCUAUCGAACGUGGGCGUUCGAAAGGAUGAACUUUACAUUGCAGAACAUGCCAACGAACAAGAAGCAUGGAGAGCUCGAGAUGACAUACAUGUAUCAUGCCAGUCGUGCUGCCAACCUCAUAGCACUCAUGACGAGCGGUGCUCUUCCAGACGAACUCGCCGACUUAAAACCUGCAUUUGACAAAGCAUUCCGAUCGGAUUAUCGUGGGUCGCGCUUGAACGAUAUUCUAGGUCUUGGCGAUUCAGCACACCUGCAAGUCGAAGAGUCGCGUGGCAGACUAAUCGUAGAGGAAUCGAUCCGGAGACUAUUGGACAACUAUACCGGGAUUUCGACUUUGCAUGGUGCGCGACAUUUGUGA